CCAUCAUGUUCGAGGCCUGAAGUCCUCCCUUGACGUAGCUAGCUCAGAGUCUGACUCACUGCAAGAGAAAUUCUGUACUGCCUUCUUAAAAGAUUCCGCACUGUUUAAUUCGCGCAAACACACAUUCCUCUGACGUUUAGCCCAGCGUACACACCGCUGGCGUGACCAGAAAACGCAGCUCGGUUACAUUGAGACAGGGUACCAAGCAAGAGAUCCGAGGGGAAAGAUACAGCGUAUACAUUUGCACUACAGUGAGGAGAGGACGCUCCUGCCAACAUGCCACUCUUUGGUAAGUCCCACAAGAGUCCCACGGACAUCGUGAAGACUCUGAAGGACAACCUGGCCAUCCUGGUGAAGCAGGACAAGAAGACAGACAAGGCAUCAGAGGAGGUGUCUAAAUGCCUUGUCCUGAUGAAGGAGAUCCUGUACGGCACCAAUGACAAGGAGCCGCACACGGAGACCGUGGCCCAGCUGGCCCAGGAGCUCUACAACAGCGGCCUGCUCAUCUCGCUCGUUGAGAACCUGCAGGUCAUCGACUUUGAGGGCAAGAAGGACGUGUGCCAGAUCUUCAACAACAUCCUGAGGAGGCAGAUUGGGACGCGCAGCCCCACGGUGGAAUACUUCUGCUCCCACCAGGAGGUGCUCUUCAUCCUGCUCAAAGGGUAUGAGACGCCCCAGGUGGCCCUGAACUGCGGCAUCAUGCUGCGGGAGUGCAUACGUCACGAGCCCCUGGCCAAGGUGGUGCUGCACUCCGAUCACUUCCGCGACUUCUUCAACUACGUGGAGAUGUCCACCUUCGACAUCGCCUCCGACGCCUUCGCUACCUUCAAGGACCUGCUGACGAGGCACAAGGUGUUGGUGGCAGAGUAUUUAGAACAAAACUAUGAGACAGUGUUUGGAGACUAUGAGAAACUGCUACACUCUGAGAAUUAUGUGACAAAGAGGCAGUCUCUAAAGCUUUUGGGAGAGCUGCUUCUGGACCGACACAACUUCACGGUGAUGACCCGCUACAUCAGCAAACCAGAGAACCUGAAACUGAUGAUGAACCUGCUCAGAGACAAGAGCCCCAACAUCCAGUUUGAGGCCUUCCACGUCUUCAAGGUGUUUGUUGCCAACCCCAACAAGACGCAGCCCAUCAUAGACAUCCUCUUAAAGAACCAGACGAAGCUCAUUGACUUCCUGAGCAACUUCCAGAAGGACCGUACGGACGACGAGCAGUUCAACGACGAAAAGACCUACCUUAUCAAACAGAUACGAGACCUGAAGAAGCCUGCCUCCUAAAGCUUAGCCCCUUAGCAAAAUCAUGCCAACCUCCACUUUUUACUGAGCAAAACAACACAAAAAUAUAUUAACAAUAAUAAUAAUAAUAUUAAUAACUCUAUUUAAAAAUCUUGAAAAGAAAAAAACAUUUGUCUUUUUUUUUUCUUUCUCUUAGUUUACUUAUCAAGCUUGCAAAAAGUCUAGUCCUCAAUCACAGAUGUUCUCUUUUUUUCUUCAAAGUACAUCCUUAUUUUCCUUUUUUUAGGUUUGUGCCACAAUAGGAUGUUUUGGAAAUACUGUAGCGGGAGUGGGUGACUUGGUAAGGUUCUCUCCAGUAAAGGGGAACCAAAGUGGGUUACCGUAUCGUGUCUCCAGGGGGAAGAGCCAAAAGGACGGACAGGAAGUAGGAAGUUCAUGUCCUUUUGUUUACGACAUCUUUGCGUUUAUCACCAUCUGCUCUGCUUUCGAUUCUUACAAACAUUUGCUCCAAUGCUGGCAAACCCAAACCCGUAGCACUCCUGAAGUCUGAGCUUAUGGCAUGUCGUCAGUAGUCAGUGUCACAUUGUCACCCGGUGUCACACGCUCGGCUGCAGUGGCCUGGAGAUGUCUGUCUCUCUAUUGUACAGUACUUUCAUGAGUAGAGGACCCAGAUGUUUUUAGUUUAGUGUGUGUGGGGAAGGGAGGGUUGCCUUCUACACUUUAUUUAUACUUUUACGGCUUUGCUCUCGCUCUCCCUCUCUCUCGCUCUCUGUCUCUGUCUCUCACUCUUUCUCUCUCUCUCUUUCACUCUCUUUCUCUCCCUCUCUAUCUCUGUCUCUCUCUCUCUUUCUGCCCCUCUCCCUGUCUCUCAGUCUCUCCUUCUGUCCCUUUUGUCUCUGGUCUCAUCUCACUUGUUGAGGUUUUUUGAGAGCUCAGUUGUCAUCCUUUUGCAUUCCUUCUCAUGAUCGUCUUUGUAUUUUUUUUUUUUUCGUUUUCACGUGUCACAGUAUUUGGAGAAAAAGCUGCAGGCCUUUUGAUAAAAGCUUGGGGUUUGAUCAAACACCAAAGGAUCAUGGGCUGUACCCAAGAGUCUCUGCAAGAGGUCUCCACAGGCGUCUUUUGCAAGUCCAAAAAUAUUAAAUAGUAAAUUCAAAAAGCAAAAUGACAGGAAUAAGAAAAUGUGAAAUCUGUCAUAAUAUUUUAACCAAGGUUUGUUUGGAAUAAUUAUUAAUCAAUAGGUUUGGCAGAGGACUAGUGUUGUUGGGGUUUCAUUUUUUUUUCCUUUUAAUUUCUGUGAUCAUUAGUUCUUGAAUAUGAAAAGCGGGCUAUAUUGCCAAUAUCUUGGGUGUUUGUAGAAUUCAGUGCUACAAUUAUCGCUGUACAUUUUAAAAAAUACUUUAUGUUGACGUUCACUUUUUUGUUUAAAAAACAGGGCUGUAUCACGUUUAUGUUUUGUAAUUUUUUUUUUAUUGCCAUGGCUACCUGUCGGGUGUCCAUCAGCUGUGUAUUUUGUUGCCAUGGUGACUUGUCAGGGGUCCAUCUACUAAGCUUGUUGUUUGCUCGAGGGUGGGUUCCGUGACGGUGGCACUAGAAAAGAUAUACGAAGCACUUCCGAAUGAAAAGGUCUCUUCUACUGUGGCAGUGAGCUUGAGAGCAAGAGAGUGAUGCUUUUCAUUGCAGACCUUUCUCAUCUCUCCUCGUAGCCAUUCACAAGCUUUGUUUUUUUUUCCCUUCUCUCUCUUUGAUCUCAUCCUGAUGUACUUAACUGAAAGAUUAAGGCAUAAAAAAAUUCUCAGAGGGUUGCUGAAAAAAAAAAAACACACUUCAAAAGUUGAGGACACGGACAUUAAAAACAGGUGCCUUUUGUUUUUGUGUGCUUCUUUGUCCAGCUCAUUAUUUUGUAUUUAAAAACAGAAAAAAAUCAAGGGGGAGCUUAAUUCUCAUUAUUGUAUUAUUUUUUAAAAAUAUGGUCUGCUAGAACAUAUUUGUCUUAAUUAAGCAAUGAACCUCUUUAACUCACUAUAUUUGAGUUCUACUGUUGAUGAAGUACUUUUAUUUUCUCUUCUGUAAUUGCUGCAGUUUUUUUUGUUUUGUUUUGUUUUUCUCCUGAUUGAGCUCAACGGGAUAGAACUGUUUUUGAUUGAUCCAGUAGGAUAGGAGUCGGGGAGCUAUCCAACUUCUCGCCAGGAUGAAAAAAAAAAUUGACUUGCCAACGUUUAGGGAGGGACCGAGGUGGGGUGGGAGGUGAAGGGGAGGUUUUAUAUUACAGUGAACUAACAUGACCCAAUACAAAAAUUUGGAUUCAAAGAAUAACACAAGUUGAUAUUCUUCAUUCUCGAUCUCUCUCUCUCUCUCUUGAUGAAGGAGUGGCAUCUGGUAGAUCUGUGACGGUGAUGUGGAAGAUUUUUUUUUCCCGUGGUAUUGCCGAAAACCAACUUAUCUAAACCUGCAGCCACUGUUUUGAUUGCCAAAUAUUUACUUUGAUAAUAUUGACAACUUGUUUGGUUAGGUUGGCAAAUCCUACCAUUGUAUUUUACCUGAUUCUGUCUUUGCAUAAGUUAUUGGCAUUCCACAUUGAGAAUGGUUUUGGUUCUUCUUAUGGUAUUGCUUGAUUAAAAGAAAGUAAAAACUAAUCAAGAGGCUCUAUGUACCUCAGAUUGAGCCAGGGGCAAGUGAAGAUUAUUUCUGUCUUAUUUUCUGGACACAAAACCAUGAACAACAAAAAAAUACCAAAAGCAAUCGGUCCAGAAUCUCCCAUAUCAACAGCAAAAGUUCCAUUUCCAGAUCACACACAGUUGCAUUUUUCCACUUUGAAAGAAAUUGUACCACAUCACCAAUAAAGGAAAACCAAUGCAUCAAA
This is a messenger RNA of Engraulis encrasicolus (European anchovy), 4099 nucleotides long. RefSeq names its product calcium binding protein 39-like (gene cab39l). The transcript has 9 exons. Gene Ontology annotation, biological process: intracellular signal transduction. The record is from RefSeq and is a predicted model, not a curated record. Lineage: Eukaryota; Metazoa; Chordata; Actinopteri; Clupeiformes; Engraulidae. Gene Ontology annotation, molecular function: protein serine/threonine kinase activator activity. Bases 277 to 1281 code for a protein of 334 amino acids.